UUACCAAAUAUUAUUGUAAGCACCCUGUUUAUAAAGUUGCGGAAUUAUUUGGCUUUUGGCUGUCCUCCUUUCUGAAGGAAUCUAAGGAUUUUUUAGAGAAUAUGUGUUGACAGCAUUGUCUACAAGAGGCCUUUCAAGUGCGGAAAAUCACACAUAAGACAAACAUAUGCAAACCAGUACGGUAUAAAGAACUCCUUACUGUCACGAAAUCUGGAAACACUUCUAAAUUUAAACAUCACACAUUUGCGGCAGGCGAUGUCAGAAGUGAAACCAGAAGUGAAGACGCGAUGGCAACUCUGCUAGUUCGUGCGGCGGUCACCACUCAUCGAGGGGAGCGAACUGUGAAACAGAUGCGAAGCCUGCCAAAAACUUCAUGGCACUUCGGUAAUCGACGCUGGCAGCUACGCCGAGAAGUGCUACGGGUUCUACGCGCUUGGUGAUACCUCCUGCAGUGAAGAGCUGUUGGAGUAUUGUGUGCCAUGUUGGUUGGUGGGUGGUGCCCCCCCCUGGUCGCUUGUGGGAGCAAGCUCUUGUGGCGGCCACUGUCUGCUGCGGCCAGUGACCCUGAGCUUGUGGCGCUGUGCAACAGCUUCCCUGCACUUCUUGGCCGCAGAACGGGUCAGCCUGAGGACCUCUUCCACGUGCACACUGCUGCCCUGGAGAUGCUGGAGGAGCAGCUGGCCCACUGGCCUGGUGGCUGCCCGCCGCUGGUGUUGGAGGCCAACGCAGGGCCUGGCCUGCUGAGCCGACGCCUGGUUGAGGGGCACCGCUUGACAUCACGCCUGCGCCUGUUUGAGCACCGCGAAUGCUUCCUGCCACAGCUCCGGGCUCAGGUGUCAGCCUGGCCAACACGCUUGGAGCUGGUGGAGGCUGACCUGCUGCGCAUGCACAACCGUGAGGAGCAACUACUGGCUGGCAUCACACCACGUCCCUGGACACACGCACCAGAAGCGGUGAUGGUAGCGAGUUUGUCCCGAGUGCGUGAGGUGGGCUUCCUGCGCUAUGUGCUGCACCAGCUGCCCAUGGGUGCCUCCCUCUUUGCCCUGGGACGCCUCGCCUUCCUACUGUUCCUCAGCCACACCGAGGCAGCUCACAUCACGGCAGCCCGAGGCAGCAACUUCCGGCACUAUCGGGAUGUGAGCAUCCUCUACCAGCUCUUCUUUCAUGUGGAUGUACUUGGCCAGGUAUCCCGUGAUUAUUUCCUGCCGCCCCGUGGAGUGAAAGGUCAGGCUCCAUUACAGUUGGUGCGGCUAGUGCCACGCAGCGACCUCUGGGAUUUGGCGGGCAGCCCGGAGCGGCUGCACGAGCUAGUGUUCUUUGUGCGCCAGAACAUGGUGCGCCGCACCGCGUACGUGCUACCAUGUCUCGAGAAAUGGAUCCCGGGCUGUGGGCCACGGCUGCUCCGUGCAGGCGCCACGCGGGUCUUCGAGCGCAUGGGGGACCUGAGCCCCGAGCGCAUGCUGCGCCUUUUCCAGCUCUUCUCGGCACUGCCCGAGUACUCCCAGUCGGCGUUCGCCGCUGCCGCAGCCAGAGAGGGCUCCUGACGCGUGCUCCAAUUGUGCAUCCAUAUUUACAUUGCUUAAACACGCAAAGCAACUCAAUACAACUUUUGUCGUGCUCCUCGG
This is a messenger RNA of Dermacentor silvarum, 1625 nucleotides long. It is a transcript of the gene mtTFB2, whose product is annotated as dimethyladenosine transferase 2, mitochondrial-like. Gene Ontology annotation, cellular component: mitochondrial matrix. Gene Ontology annotation, biological process: rRNA methylation; transcription initiation at mitochondrial promoter. The coding region runs from base 480 to 1544 and encodes 354 amino acids. Gene Ontology annotation, molecular function: rRNA (adenine-N6,N6-)-dimethyltransferase activity; mitochondrial transcription factor activity. The record is from RefSeq and is a predicted model, not a curated record. The transcript is spliced from 9 exons. NCBI's taxonomy places the organism in Eukaryota, Metazoa, Arthropoda, Arachnida, Ixodida, Ixodidae.